AUGAUUAACAUUCAAGAUCAAAAACAAUCCAAGCGAGUAUUCAAGGAGCGUCAAGGAAUACAUCCGGCAUUGAGCGAAUGGCAUGAGCCUGGAGCAGACACAUGGGAGCCUCUGUGGGAUGGUUUAUUUGCUAGCGAGAUAUUCAUAAGCUGGCAGCGACGAGACAGCCGGUGGAUACUGCGUUGCGUUGGAACGCCAGGCUCAGGAAAGACAACCCUCUCGGCUCUGGUGACGAGGAAAUUGAAACAGAAGUACGCCGGGACCCGGGAUGCCGUAGCCUCUGUCUUUGUACGGAACGAUGUGACUUUUAACGGCACCGCUUUUGUCGAGGACGUUUUGAUAGUUCUAUUCAAUCAAUUGUCCCUAAAAGGCAUCGAGGACGAAAUAAUCGCCGCGAAGUAUCGACUCUAUCUUGACGCCAGAAAGCACGGCCAUCGCGACGUUUUUCGUAUCCAGCUCACCAGAGAUGCGCUAUAUUCGCUCCUUACCAAACUUGAUCAUGCAUUUCUUAUCGUCGACGAUUUCGACAGAUGCAGCCCUGCUGUUGACCUGUUUCUUGAAAAUGAGUUGUCACUUCUGGCGACUAAAGGGCUUAAGGUGUUUCUCACCUCGCGCAUCACUUGUCUCAAAAUUUUACCUGAGAAAGUACUCUGCGACUCUUGCGUCACGGAAGACCAGGAACAUCUCAGCGUCUAUUGGGCAUGUGCAGGUUGCGAAGGAACGGGUGUUGAGCGCGAAGUCGUACAUGUCCUCUGCCAAAAUUGCAGAGAAAAAGGCGAGGCUUGUGGCAAAUGUGGCAGCUCUGUGAACUUCAGCCAGCCUUUCGACCAUGUAGAGUUGAAUCUUGGUUUCAAUAACCAUUACUUCCAACAACUAAUCGAUCGAGAGCUCGAGAUGGAGCACGGAGAUUUAGGCUUGAAAAGCACCAAAGAGGAAAAGCCCCCAAUGUCUGAUCUGGGUAGAAGUCUCACAGACCCCCGGAACCACGAGGCUCUCGCAACGUUACGCAGCAGAACUGCGGACCAGGCAGACGGGAACGUCAGCCUCGCUCUUCUCCGUUUGAAUAAUGUUCAUCAGCUUCAGUCAGUUGACAGUAUACUCUCUCCUUUGUCAGACGUCCUUCCGGCCAAUGUCGUGGCGUUCUUUGACGCCGGCAUGCAGCGUAUCGAGGAACAACCACCUUACCUGCGAGAUCUGGGACUAAAAGUCAUUGCGGCAGUGGCGCACUACGGCUAUCAUACAGGUCUAGGGUAUGAAGUCCUUGAUAAGCUCAUCCAAAACUCCUUGCAGACCCCAGCGAGGCAGCAGCCAACUAGAACGCAGUCACUACCAGUUGCACCCACAACUGCAGCGACCGAGGCAAUGGAGGAACUUGCUGUUUUCCAUGUACCUCACCGCAGUCUUGAAGAGAUGCUCCACGCCGCUCGCGGGUUCUUGGUAAUGGGAACCUUAGGUUAUCGUCCACUCAGGGCGUACUGUCAGGCGUUCUAUGUGUAUGUGAAGGAGAACUACAAUGAAUCUCUGGUACGUGCUCGUGCGAAGCUGGACUUUGACAGCGUUGAAGUCAAUCAAGAGGGAGGCUUGGCGGAGCUUAAGUAA
Colletotrichum truncatum is the source of this 1599-nucleotide messenger RNA. Its product is annotated as TOL protein. Gene Ontology annotation, molecular function: ATP hydrolysis activity. The record is from RefSeq and is a predicted model, not a curated record. NCBI's taxonomy places the organism in Eukaryota, Fungi, Ascomycota, Sordariomycetes, Glomerellales, Glomerellaceae.